Molecule: messenger RNA, 2060 nt
Organism: Acipenser ruthenus (sterlet)
Lineage: Eukaryota; Metazoa; Chordata; Actinopteri; Acipenseriformes; Acipenseridae
Product: protein JTB-like
Exons: 6
Coding region: 286-720 (144 amino acids)
Biological process (GO): mitotic cytokinesis
Cellular component (GO): membrane; centrosome; midbody
Source: RefSeq, a predicted model, not a curated record
AUGUAACAAAAGCAUUUCCUAAUGACGUCGCGCUGAUGUCACUAAUGCUUGCAUUAUUACUUCGCAGUGUCGUGUUGUCAGUUUGUUAGCUGAAUAGGGUGUUAUAAAAAAAAAACUGGGAAACUACAAACAAAUGUAUUAAGAAUAAUUUCGAACAUCUUUAAAUCAUUUUGUUGUGACAGAGCUCCAAAUAUGUGACAUCUACAGGCCGGACUUGUCUGAUUACAACGUGAAUCCGAUCCAGGCAGUCCUACAAAGGAAUUGUUUAAAUUAAAGACAAAAAGGAUGAAUCUGAGCUCAUUUGGUGCCUUGCCUUUCCUAUGGAUGGGAUGGAGUUUUUUUUAUCCAUACUUUGGAUUCUGUGAAGGAGCACCGUUCAAACAGGAGGAUGGAAUAACUAGCAACGCAGAACGUCAGUCUUGUUGGGAGAUUGAAGAAUUCACAGUGCAACAGGAAUGCACUCGAUGCGAUGACUAUACAAAGAAGACCGAAUCGGAAUGCACGUUUUCAGGCUUUGUGGAAAAAAUAAAGUGCAACCAUUCGGGACAAGUAGAAUACAGAAGUUGCCGUUCAGCUACUGAAGAGGAACUGAAGUUCUGGAAGUUUGAAGGCAGCAUGCUUUCUUUUGGCACAGUCUUUGCAAUUCUCGUUCUGUUCCGCCAGCGCACUUUGGACAGGCGUGCAGAAUAUAAAGUCUUGCAGCAGAUUGAAGCAAUAUAGCAGGACCAUACUGGCUGCUGACUCCCCCCCCCCCCCCUUUCUCUGUAAAUUGUGAAGUGCUUUAAGAGAAUCUCAGUCCACGUGUAGGCCUUUGAGAAUGAAGUGUCUGCUGCAGUUCCCUAUUCUCCGUGCUGCUGUUCAAAUUCCACUGAAAAAAAAAAAAACUGUGUAUUGUUAAUGUGGUUUUGAAUGUUAUUGUUUUUUUUAUUUAUUUGUUACUUUUAUUUUAGAGCUAUUUAAAUAGUUAUUAACUAUUUAAAACAUUGUUAACUAUUUUUCUAAGUACCAAACAGAUCAGUAAAGAUUCUUAUUAUAUUUGUAAUGUAUAGGACUAAUAUACUCAAUCGCAAGAUGUACAGCACAGUAGAAAUUGGGUAAUACAUAUAGACAAAUGUUUUUUAUGUUUUUACCAGUAAUCAAUAAUUAUAAAAUAUAAAAAAAUUAAAUUAAAUUAUGGCGUAACACAAAGUAUUUUAUGAUACAUAGCAAUCCAACUGAUGUGGAGAGGGCUGAUUUAUUGGCCCUCUUAGUACCAUCACUAAAUGCAAAAAUACCACAGGAAGGGGGUAUGGUAUCCAAUUUACAUUUUUAAUUGUACGUAUGGUGGAUGUAGGUCAUGAGCUCUAGUUGUGUAUUUACAGCUGUGUUUGGCUUUCUUCUGGACUGUCCUAGUAUGUUAGAGUACAUGGUAGUACCACAAUGUGAUCAGAAUUACUUAACACUUCCCAGAAACCUUCUGACACACAAAUGGUCAAAUACACUUUUCACGCAAAGUGAAGUGUAUUGUAACACUACAGUAAAGAAGUGGCUGCUAAUAUUGAUCUUGAAGUAUGUAAGUCUACCUAGGCAAUCUAAAAUGAGUAUACCAUGGGCCAUAGGGUUUAAUUUAAUCACUACAGAUCCCAUUAAAAUACAUGUGAUAACUGGGAGUCCUAUUUGUGAAAAUGUCUUUCUUGAUUUUGUACAUUGAAACGUCUCUCAUCUGUUUCUACAGAGGGUUUCCGAUUCAUUUUCAGAGUACUGUUAAUUAAUAUGUACCAAUGAGUACACUUUGUAAGCCUUUUUGUUGUUUUUUUAUAUGCAGCAUUGUAAAGCAAUGUCAAGUACUGCCCAUAACUUUUUGUUCUUGUUUUCGUACUGUAUACUGUUGUUUUAACAUAAAUAUAUUGAUUCUGUUUUCAUGUUACUGAAUUGUUUGUGGAUUCAAAAAUGAAAUAAUUAAUAGCAUGUGUGUACUACUUUAUUUAAACCCACUGGUAGGUAAGCUCAAUUAGAUGUUUGUUCAGUACUCGGGCACCAGCAGAUGAUAUCAAGGAUCAGGUGAUAAAUGUAUCCCUUCA